Molecule: messenger RNA, 603 nt
Organism: Rhizophagus irregularis DAOM 181602=DAOM 197198
Lineage: Eukaryota; Fungi; Glomeromycota; Glomeromycetes; Glomerales; Glomeraceae
Source: RefSeq, a predicted model, not a curated record
CAAAAAAUAAUUUCCCUAAACGAACUCUUAGAAAUUUCUCUAUCAAAUGAUACCUUCAGUUAAAAAAUUCUCAAAAAAUAAUUUUUCCAAACAAACUCUUAGAAAAUUCUCUAUCAAAAAAUGUCCUAAAUGAUCCUUUUAAUUAAAAAAAUUCUCAAAAACCAUUUGGAUACAUAAUCAGUAACUGCGACUACAGUCAUAUGACUUGCUAAACGAUUAACUGAUAAUCUAUUUUUUUAAAAAAAAGGUUAUAAAAAAAAUAAUUUUUUUUUUUAGUUUAAUUUCCAGAUCAGAACUCGCUCGGAGCCGAUAAUAAGAUAUUUUUUUAUUUUUUCCUUUAUUUUAGAAAUGAAAUUAAUUAGGAACGUUCUUUCAGAGAUUUCUAGGCUAAAGGCAGUUUUUAAACAGCUCUUAGACAAACGGCAUGUAAUGGAGUACGAUUCGUUGAUAACUGUUUAUGGUUUUAAAAUAGUUUCUGGAUGUCUCCUUGCGGUUUCUGAAUGGUUUUUGUGGAUAAAAAACACAGAUUUCUGUACCAGUAAUAAGUUUCUUUUGGUUCUUGGACAAUGCUUUGAACGAUUUUUGGAUAAAACAUUAUGGUAG